Maniola jurtina (meadow brown) is the source of this 3165-nucleotide messenger RNA. RefSeq names its product D-2-hydroxyglutarate dehydrogenase, mitochondrial (gene D2hgdh). Bases 176 to 1702 code for a protein of 508 amino acids. The record is from RefSeq and is a predicted model, not a curated record. The transcript has 9 exons. Gene Ontology annotation, cellular component: mitochondrion. NCBI's taxonomy places the organism in Eukaryota, Metazoa, Arthropoda, Insecta, Lepidoptera, Nymphalidae. Gene Ontology annotation, molecular function: catalytic activity; FAD binding.
CCGAGAAUCGCUGUUCAGGAAGAUAGAUACAGCUGCGCAGUACGUUGGUUACUUAUCUACAUAUAAAACCGGCCGAUUACGUAAUAAUUUACUAUCGUCAAUUGUAAACAUCAGCUGUUAUGAUCACUACUUUUAAGUUUUAGUUUACUCGCAUUUGCCGUGUUCUGAUCUCGACAUGCUAAAACCUCUGUCUCUGUUUAUUUUUAAUUUAAGAAAACAGAAUAUCGUAGCACAAGUUAAAUAUGCGAACUCGGUGCUUCCUCAAUUAUCAUCUGAAAAGUAUGGAGUCAAGAGAAAAAGUUUCGGUAUCAUACAACCGACGGAUGUAGAUUAUUUUAAAUCGUUCCUAAGCGAGGACCGUGUACUGACUGAUGAGAGUGAUGUUCUUCCAUUUAACAUCGACUGGAUUAAGAAUUGCAGAGGACAGUCCAAAGUUGUAUUAAAACCGAAGACAACAGAAGAAGUAUCCAAAAUCCUGUCGUAUUGUAACAGCAAACGGCUAGCUGUAUGCCCCCAGGGUGGCAACACUGGCUUGGUCGGAGGAUCGGUUCCGGUGUUCGACGAAAUCGUGCUCAACUUUAACUUGAUGAACAAGAUCAUCAGCUUGGAUGAAAUAUCAGGUGCUCUAGUGUGCGAAUCGGGGUGCGUGUUAGAGAACCUCGACAAUUACGUUCGCGAUCGCAACCUCAUCAUGCCGUUGGACCUGGGCGCGAAGGGGUCCUGCCACAUCGGCGGCAACGUCAGCACCAACGCGGGAGGUCUCAGGCUGCUUCGCUAUGGGAACCUGCACGGCUCCGUCUUAGGACUUGAAGCUGUGAAAGCAGACGGGACAGUUCUAGAUUGUCUACGAACACUCAAGAAAGACAACACUGGAUAUCAUUUGAAGCAUUUAUUCAUAGGCUCUGAAGGAACAUUGGGGGUAGUUACUAAAGUUGCCAUACAUUGUCCCGCGUUACCUAAAGCCGUGUCUCUUGGGUUCUUUGGGGUUAAAAAUUUUGAAAACAUACUCACACUGUAUAAGAGAGCAAAGUCAUCUUUGGGUGAAAUUCUUUCCGCUUUCGAAAUGGCAGACAAUGAGUCGAUUAGUUAUACUGUUAAAAACCUGAAGCUUACGAAUCCUAUAUCCGACUACCCGUUCUACGUGCUGGUGGAGUCGCACGGCAGCGACGAAACGCACGAUAGCGAGAAGCUGUCGCGUUUCUUAUCCGAAGGAAUGGACAGCGGACUCAUAUUAGACGGGACCGUCACUUCCGAACCAGCCAAGAUGAAAACAAUAUGGCACAUUCGCGAAAGCAUAGCGGGCGCGGGUCUGAUGGACGGCUACACGUUCAAGUACGACGUAUCGAUACCUCAGCGGAACUACUAUGAUUUAGUGGAACUGUUGCGCGCGAGACUCAGGGAGCACCCCGCUACGGUGUAUGGAUAUGGGCAUGUUGGUGAUGGCAACAUUCAUAUAAACGUUAUCGUACCAGAAUACACAAAGAAGAUGUACUCGAUGUUAGAGCCGUUCAUCUUCGAAGAAGUCGCCAAGUUGCGGGGUUCCAUAAGCGCGGAGCACGGCGUGGGGUUCAGAAAGCCUCAGUUCAUACAUUACAGUAAAGACGAGUCGGCCUUGCAGCUAAUGAGAGAUCUGAAGAAAUCUAUGGACCCGAAUGGAAUUCUUAAUCCUUACAAAGUGUUGCCAGAUGUACCUGAUAUUUAGUAGAAUCUUGAGAAAAUUAUAAAACAAACGGAGCGAAAUGACCGAAGUUUUGAUAUAUUUUUAUUACUUACAUAAAAUGAUUAUAAGGUAUUUUAAAAUAAAAUUAAAAUAUAUUUAAAUGACUUUUAUUAAAAUAUCCAUUUAUUCUUAUAACAUUCAUAAUAUCACUGCAACAAAAAUACAAUGGAAUAUUACAAACAUUCGCCUAAUUGCUUCAAAUAAAUAAAUCCCAUAAUAUUGCAUAAAACAUCAAAAAAUUAAUAAUUUAUUAUUAUGUCUUCAAAGAUUGCUUAUUAAUCGCCAUCGUGGUCAUUGACGGUGGCAUUCGGCAAUGCGUCAUCGAGACGGAGACAACGGACCAGCCUUCGGUUCCGUGACGUUAAAAAAGAUGCAAAAAAUUAUAUCUACUUUAACGGUAACCAUCGCGUCGUUCAUAGUAACAACAUAUGCCCCAAUAUCGGGAAACUUUUCCGCGCUAUAUAUACCAGUUACCACGUAAAACGCCACGAGAGAUAAUUAUCGGGCACUUUUUGAACAACACCCACGAUUUCAUUUAUACUUUGUAGUUCAUUAAAAAAAUAUAAAUAAAAGCUCGGACACACGAGUCUCCGUCUGUUUGCGAAAUGCUCCUUUACAAUGUAUCACUGUACUGUCAGCAAUUAGGACUUACUGCGCUCCGAGCACAUACACGCUGUUCCAACCAUAUCAAACAAGCAUAAAUUUUAUGUAAGGACAACAAAAAAAUGUGACAAUUUGGCAUAAAGAUCGACCUCCACACCAAACAUACUAUCGAAAUAGCAAUAAAACAUUAGAAUGGUACGCAAUGCACUUAGUUGUUUCAGUGUUAAACUUAUCUAGUAUAGUAAUUAUUAUUAUUUAAGUUAAUUCUUGGGGCAGAAGAUAAUCCAAUGACAAAGUUUAUAACGAAAGUUAUUGUUAACUAUUUCUGCUUUGAAACAUUACCAACUUCAAAUUGAACAUUUUUCUUUUUAAUAAAUCAGUUUUUAAAAAACUAGUUAAUAAACUUAUGGCAAAGAUUUUACAUAUCAAAAAAAUAUUAAGUAGAUAGAAAUGCAAUCGUAAUACACGUUUUACCGGAAUGUUCUACUUUAAAGAAAAUUGAAAUACAAAAAGAAAAUUGGAGAUUUAGUCAAAAGUUAAAUUUUAUUUAGAUAUAAGUACAUCGAAAAAGAAAUAUUUGUGCUGCUAUUUAAGCAUUCGUUGUGUGAUAUGUUAGGAAUCGUGCUGAUCAAUAUCAGACAUUGAAGCCAGCUCACGACCAAAAUAAUGAACAGUUGUGUUUCAUUUAUUGUCAUGAAUUAGACAAAAUAAAUGGAGAAGUAAUGAGAUCACUAAAUAUUUUUACAAAGUUAGGUACGAGACUAAAUGUAAACAAGUACAUAAACCAAGUUGUUCAAAGCAUUAGAAUGCAUUAGACAUUUUCUUGCAGAUUGUAUAUUUUA